AUGAGAUCCCUAAAUCUGUUGCUACUCAGCGCCAGCUGCGCGCUCAUCCUUAGCAUAGCCUACGCACAUCCGCCCGAGGGUGUGUGGAAAAAGAAGCUUACGUGGAAGGAGGAUUGGGUGCAGGUGUGGAAGACAGUGAAAAAAGAGGCAUGGGAAACCAAAUGGAAAAAGGUUUCGGUGCCAAUAUGGAAGGAGGUUCAGGUGCCCGUUUGGAAAGAGGAACAAGUGCCCGACUGGAAAAUAGUGAAGAAGCCCAAAAUUGAGGAACGCGAAGUGCCCGCUUGGAAGGACAUCAAAGUGCCCGAGUGGAAGAAGAUAACGAAACCCAUUUGGGUGCCCACGAAAGUGGCCGUUUGGAAGGAAAUCAAGGUGCCCGUCUGGAAGGAAAUCCAAGUGCCGUUCUGGAAAGAAAUCCAGGUGCCAGUGUGGAAGGAAGUACAGGUUGCAGACUGGAAGCAAAUGUUUGAGCCCCAAUGGGUGAAAAUGGGCAUACCUGGCGAAAAGUUCCUGGGCAAAGAUCACGAGGGUUGGGAAUACACCAGUCACGAUCUGUGGCGCAAGAAGCUCAUCUGGAAGCCAGUGUGGAAGAAAGUGUGGCGCACUGAAAAGAAACAGGAAUGGCGCACCGAGAAGAAGGAGGAAUGGCGCACCGAAAAGGUGCAGGAAUGGAAAACCGAGAAAGUGCAAGAGUGGAAGCAGGACAAGAAACUCGAGUGGAAGGAUGAAUGGAUACAGGUGUGGAAGAACUCAAAGAAGCAAAUCUGGAUCAAGGAGAAGCGCGAAACAUGGGUAGAGGAGAAGGUACAGAUCUGGCGCACCGAAAAGAAACAAGUCUGGGCCACCGAAAAGAAGCAGGCGUGGAAGGAUGAAUGGCAAUCGGUGAAGGUGCCCGUCUGGAAGGAGGUCAAGGUUCAAGAAUGGAAAAAGGUCUGGAAGCCAGUGUGGGAAAAGGUCUGGGUGCCAAUUAGCCAUGGCCACGGACAUGGCUGGGACUAAGCAGCAGUCGCUCCUUUCCAACUAUCUCGCAAACUAUGCGACAGCACUGAUAUAACUGAUAACUGCCCCCUGGCUGGCUUCCAAUUGCCAAAAGCGAUCGCUCUUUGUUUUUGGUUGACAAAUUGUUAUUACAAAAUUGUUAAUACUUAAGUUUGCAUUGGCAUACAUCAUCCCCAAUCCUCAACAAACACACACACACGCACACACACACACACACACACAUACCGUUUGCAUUUUGUUGACAAAUUUAGCUCACUUUCCAUUUCUUUUCCUGCCUCUAAGUCUCUCUCUCUCUCUCGUCUUUUAUAUAUCUAUAUCUUAAGUGUACAAAUUAGUCAUGCGCGCGUUUGUCUUUAAGUUAUGAAAACUGAUUAAUUGGCCUUUUGGAUUUGGCCAUUGAUAUUCAACUUCAAUGAAGGAAUGAAGCUCAAAAACUAUAAAGCAAAAACAAGUUGAAGGUUUGUAAAUAUGUACCUUACCGAAUACCAUAAACAUAUAUCGUUAUGAACAUCAUAAACUAUUGUACAGAAAUUCAUGUAAAGCGAAA
Messenger RNA from Drosophila montana, 1543 nucleotides. RefSeq names its product golgin subfamily A member 6-like protein 2. The coding region runs from base 1 to 996 and encodes 331 amino acids. Lineage: Eukaryota; Metazoa; Arthropoda; Insecta; Diptera; Drosophilidae. The transcript is spliced from 4 exons. The record is from RefSeq and is a predicted model, not a curated record.